AUGGCUUUUCUGUCUCAGCAUUUCAGUGGACUGUUUAUUUGCUGUGAAUGCAGGCCGUUCAUUCGUAUGAUGUGGAUUGACCCCAAGCUAGUCUGGGAUCCUAACAAAUAUGGCGGCAUUCGAGUCAUUAGAGUUCCGUAUGAUCAAGUAUGGCUUCCUGAUAUCUUGUUAUAUAAUAACGCAGACGUUCAAGCCUUCAUGUCUUCGGUCAGCACCAACGUCAUCAUCAAUCACGUGGGUAACAUCACGUGGCUAUCGACUGUGAUAUACAAAAGUUCGUGUACAAUCAACGUGGCCAAUUUUCCCUUUGACGAACAAAACUGCUCCAUGCUUUUCUCUUCUUGGUCCUACGACGGCUACCAGCUAAAUCUGGUCAUGGUGUCGGACGAAGGUGACGUCUCAAACUAUAUGCAGAGCACUGAGUGGGUUUUGGUGAAACUUUUCGUGGAACGCAACGUCCAGUAUUAUUCAUGCUGCGCCGAGCCGUACCCUGAUAUAACGUACUACGUACACAUUCGACGUCGCCCCAUGUUUUAUGUGUUUAAUAUGAUGUUGCCGUGUGUGUUAAUAACGCUUGUUGCCUUGCUAGGCUUUUAUGUGCCGUCGGAUUCCGGAGAGAAAGUAACAAUGGGAAUCACGACGUUGUUGUCGAUGACUGUCUUCCUCAUGCUGGUCACAGAGAGCAUGCCGCCAUCUUCCGAGAAUUUACCUCUGAUAGGAAUAUAUUACGGAGUAACCAUAGCAAUAGUUUCUGGCGCCACGGCGAUGACUGUGUUGACGUUAAAUAUCCAUCACAAAGGAGUCCGUGGCAAAGAACCGCCGCGCUGGGUGAAAAAAGUGUGCUUUAAAUAUCUUGCGAAGAUACUCUUCAUGAGGCUCGAUUUGCCAGAAAAUAUGGGGCUAGAUUCCCCGCUUGCGGACGUUAUAGAUGGCCCCAAAAGCACGUAUAUUAGACUAAAAUCCAGUAACUCAUUUGGACGGAGAAGGAAGAACAAAUCGUCCAACAGAUACGAGGGUGCUUCCACAUCUACCACUGUUUUAAAUGGGGAGAGUAAGAAGACGCAGACAAAACUCCGCCGAGAUUCUCACACUCGCAGAAAUAUUCUCCCAUGUUGCUUAGGAGACGGAGAAAAGGAUGAUCAACAUGAUCCAUAUGGUCGGGACGGCGUCGGCAGUCGUCUGAAUGCGGAACUAAAAGCCGACGACCCACACCAAGAAAAUGGCGGGAUUUCACCGAGAUUUGCAAGACGAAUCCGCAAUUUAGGCAAUAUGGCGUCAGAAGCGUCCAGCUCUGACAAUUUUGAGAAACAGUUUUCCCGCGUUUUACAAAAAGUGUACCAAACGAUAGAACGUAACGAGAUGCGAUUGGCAGAACAGGACCGCAGAGACGCUAUCAAACUAGAGUGGCAACAGGUGGCGCAGGUGGUCGAUCGCCUUCUCCUGUAUAUAUUUGUGCUAACAACCGUCAUGGUAACUAUGGUAACGAUCAUCACAGCACAGGUGAGGUCGAAACACAUGGCUAGCACGCUUUGAAGGGCGAAAAAAUGAAGUAUGGGCUUCAAAUGGUGAUAAUCAAAAUAAGAGAAGGCGACUUUGAGGACGACGCCAUCUUUGAUGUGAAAUGGUGCAUUUCUUUCAAUUGUUUUUUAUUGCUCUGCUAUGCAAAAUGACUAAAUGCACAUAAAACGCGUGGAUGUUUUUGAAACAGGAAGGAAAAGAAAGACAAAGUAAGAGGAAGCAGACGUUGUGUCAAGGGCAGUGGGGCAGGAUGCUGUUAACACUUGUUGUAAAUGUCUAAAGAAAGGUGAAUGCUGGCUGAAACAUGCUUUUCAAAUGCUGACAACUCAAGUUUACGAAAGAUGUUGGACUAUGAUUGGAGUUUAGUAGGAAGGUGUGUCAAAGUUAUAUUAUAUUAUAUUAUACAUGUUAUGUGCAUUGAAAAGAACAAAGAUGGAUUGUGUUUCGCGGUUUAAGGUCCUUGGAUGUGUGAUACAAAAAAGAGUUUGCUGUUUGCAUGUUUACUGUAUCACAAAUUAAGAGAAACUGUCUUGUUUUUUAUUGAUUUACGAUAAUCGCAACAGAACAAUGUGUUGGAUAGCCGUAGUUUUCGAAGAAUGCUGGUGCAAGACAGCAAUCCACUAAGUUGGUGUUUCUAUUUACUCAUAGUAAGUUGUAGAGACGAUAUUGUAUAGAAUUGCGGUAAUUUUUCUACAUAUCCUGACAUCAUUAUAGAAUGAAAAAAAAACGUCGCCGUAUGUUCUGAUAUAGAUUGCUGUGAGUGUGUAACUACACAAGGUAGUACACUAUGCCUUAUUUUCAAAAUUUUGUUUUGGGUAAGCAGGGCGGUAAUACCUUGGAAAUAAUCAACACAAGUUGGAAAUAUAUUUCUUGGACAUUUUGUUUGUUUAUGUCCAUUACUAGGUUAAAGAAACCUCGAUGCAGAAGGAUUUUUAUGUCGUUAAGACAGCGUAUAUUGUCGAUAAGAAAUUAGCUUUGCGGGCAUUUUGGUUUAAUUUGAUUUCUAAUUUUCUUAUAAGUUAGAUUGUUUUUUCUCCUAGAGACCUAUGUAAAGAAACAGACCUAGUGAAUAAUGAAUAUUAAUAUAUCAUAUAUUGAAACGUAAUGCUCAAGACAAAAUUCCCCCCCCCCC
Molecule: messenger RNA, 2650 nt
Organism: Lingula anatina
Lineage: Eukaryota; Metazoa; Brachiopoda; Lingulata; Lingulida; Lingulidae
Product: neuronal acetylcholine receptor subunit alpha-10
Biological process (GO): monoatomic ion transmembrane transport
Cellular component (GO): postsynaptic membrane
Molecular function (GO): transmembrane signaling receptor activity; acetylcholine-gated monoatomic cation-selective channel activity
Source: RefSeq, a predicted model, not a curated record